AUGGAAGAUCCUUUCAUCCUUCCAGACAACCCUGACGCUCCUCUGUGUGUAGGGAGCUCUCUAAGGUGGACCUUUGACAAAGGCGCUGUCGACGACCAGGGUGAUGUCAUACGUCAAUGCGAUCAUCAAUUUCUCUUGGAAAUUCUUCUAAUAAUGGAACGCGGCUACGAGAAUGUGUUGAAACAUCUUUCUUUGAAUCUAGACGAUAUAUCUCGUGCAAUCCAAGAUACGUCUCGUCUGUUUGUCGAGAUUUCGAGAGAGAUCCGUCGUCUCCAGCGCUACCAGGGACUUUAUCCCAGCCAGAACUCAAUCAAAACUUUUAUUAUCCAUCUGAAGUCCAAACUGUCAACGAAUCACAAGUUAUGGACAAGGGUCUCAACGAAAAUAGGCGAUGAACACUUCUGGGCAAGACUGGAAAAGUCAGAGUAUCUGAUCGAGUUAUGGAUCAAGACCCCUACAUACCAGUAUGAUCUCAAGCCAUGGCAACAGUUCCUUAACGAAGGAGCUCCUGGUAGUGGAAUAAACGCAAAAGCCAAAUUCCUCGGCAAAGUUCCCGAAAGUGACGAUUUCGAUUACUCAGAAAUAACUACGGAUAGCAGUUUCCAGAUUAUUCCGCCGGGAGGGAUGGCAAUUUGGGCUAAUUGGUUCAACCAUAUCAACGAAUUGGAACGAAGAAUAAAGAUGACCAUUGUGCCUGAGCGCUUCAAGUGUGCAGAUCCUAAGACAGCCACAAUGAGAACGAAGAAGGAAGUAAAAGAACUGGCGCCUAUGUUGUUUAGACGUGAGACCAUCCACUUCGACUUUGAGCCGAACUUAUGGAAACCCGAAGGAUCAGGUGGCGAUCAUGUAUUUUCGCCGGAUUUACUCCCUUUCUUCGAUACUAUCAUCGGUAUGAAGUUGUAG
Molecule: messenger RNA, 903 nt
Organism: Talaromyces proteolyticus
Lineage: Eukaryota; Fungi; Ascomycota; Eurotiomycetes; Eurotiales; Trichocomaceae
Exons: 6
Coding region: 1-903 (300 amino acids)
Source: RefSeq, a predicted model, not a curated record